AUGGCGGCCGUACUAUUGAGAUAUUCUUCUCUUACAAACCUAUAUGACAUUAUAAGAGAAGAAUCUCCCAUCUCCCUCACCCAUUUCUUAGCUGCAACUGCUCUAACCAUUCUAGUUAUCUGUUUCACUUUGAGAUCCAAUUCUGUUUACCUUGUUGACUUCUCAUGUUAUCUGCCUCCUGAUUACCUGCGAGCUCCACAUUCCCAUUUCCAUGAACACUUUGACGCAUCUGGUGCCUUUGACACAGAUAGUCUGGACUUUCAGAUGAAAGUAAUGGAGAGAUCAGGCAUUGGAGUUGAGGCUGGCGAACCUCUUUCGCUGCAUCAGAUCCCGGCUGAUUCUUCCAUCAUCGGUACUCAAGAGGAAACUACAACGGUUCUGUUCACUGUCGUCGAAGACCUCCUUUCCAAGCACAACAUAAAUCCUAAAAGCAUCGACAUCCUCGUAUCCAACUGCAGCCUCUUCUGCCCUACCCCGUCUAUCACGUCGAUGAUUGUAAACAAGUUCGGAUUCAGGAGCAACAUCAAGACUGUCAGCCUGGGCGGAAUGGGUUGCAGUGCUGGGAUGUUAUCAGUAAGUCUGGUUAAAGAUCUUCUGAAAGUUCACAAAAAUUCAGUAGCUUUAGUUCUCAGCAUGGAAGCUGUAACUCCCAAUGGUUAUCGAGGUAAGGUGAAGUCCAUGCUUAUUGCCAACGUUUUAUUUCGAAUGGGAGGAGCGGCUGUUUUGCUGUCUAACAGGAAGCAAGACAAGAAGAAGGCCAAGUACGAACUCCAGAACCUUGUCCGAACCCACCUAGGAUCCAAUGACAAAGCAUACCACUCUGUUUUCCAACAAGUUGAUGAUGCUGGGCAUGCUGGGGUGUCUCUGUCACGGGCACUUCUACACGUGGCAGCCAACGCUUUAAGGACAAAUAUAUCGGAGCUAGGGCCUCGUGUAUUGCCAUACUCGGAGCAGCUCCGGUAUGGCUGGUCGAUGAUUAGACAGAAAAUAUGGGGGCAGAAGGAAAUUUACGUGCCGAAUUUCAAAAGUGCUUUUGAGCAUUUUUGUAUACAUGCUGGUGGGAAGGCAGUAAUUGAUGGCAUAGAGGAUAAUCUGAGGUUGGGAAAGGAAGAUGGAGAAGCAUCAAGAAUGACAUUGUAUAGGUUUGGGAAUACUUCAUCUUCUUCACUUUGGUAUGAGCUCGGCUAUCUGGAGGCGAAAGGAAGGGUGAAGAAGGGAGAUCGGGUUUGGCAAAUCGCAUUCGGAAGCGGCUUCAAGUGCAACAGUGCAGUUUGGAAAUGCAUUUCGGAUCUUGAUCCUACACCCAGAAAUUCAUGGUCGGACAGAAUCCAUUUGUAUCCAGUUCAGAUUCCAGAAGUGUUUGACCAUUGA
Molecule: messenger RNA, 1371 nt
Organism: Alnus glutinosa
Lineage: Eukaryota; Viridiplantae; Streptophyta; Magnoliopsida; Fagales; Betulaceae
Product: 3-ketoacyl-CoA synthase 7
Exons: 1
Coding region: 1-1371 (456 amino acids)
Biological process (GO): fatty acid biosynthetic process
Cellular component (GO): membrane
Molecular function (GO): acyltransferase activity, transferring groups other than amino-acyl groups
Source: RefSeq, a predicted model, not a curated record